Molecule: messenger RNA, 201 nt
Organism: Gongylonema pulchrum
Lineage: Eukaryota; Metazoa; Nematoda; Chromadorea; Rhabditida; Gongylonematidae
Source: the annotation of a GenBank genome assembly
AUGUCGGCCGGGUCAUCAAAAAUUCUGGCGAAAAAAGUGCCGCAGCAUGUUGCGGAUGUGGUGGAGGAGGUGCAGGACUGGGAGAAUCACGUCAUCAUCCGAUUCCCAGAGGAUGUAACACCAAAAAUUAGUAAGCUUUUGCCCUUCAUCAUUUGUAUCAGCAGUACUGCCACAUUAUCGCGUAGAGUUAAUAAUUUCUAG